Molecule: messenger RNA, 1794 nt
Organism: Triplophysa rosa
Lineage: Eukaryota; Metazoa; Chordata; Actinopteri; Cypriniformes; Nemacheilidae
Product: ret finger protein-like 4B
Exons: 5
Coding region: 281-1408 (375 amino acids)
Source: RefSeq, a predicted model, not a curated record
CUCUCUCUCUGGAGUGUCUUUUUCUGUCUGUAUAUGGGGUGCAGGGCUGUUGUUACCAUAGCAACCACAAGCAUUGCAGUGGCUACUGAAGAAAGCGUCUCUCUCUCUCUGUCUGUCUCGUAUGUUUCUGUGUUCUUAUGAUCCACAGUCUUUUAUUUAAUGACCUGAGGAAAGGAGAUCCGUGUCGUCUCUGUUUAUCUCAGUGUGCGCAGCAGCGGGAUCUAAAGGCCACCGGUGUCGUCGGAUCGGUCGGAUGGUUUUAUGGAUGUGGAGGUGAACUAUGACACACGGCCGUCAUGUGUCCAGUCUCCCUGAGGCUAGAAACACAGAAGAUGAGACGUGCUCCUCAUCCUCCAUCUGUCCACUGUGUCGUCAUGGUUUCGAUGUUCCUCUGAUGCUGCCGUGUUCUCACACGCUGUGUGGCCGCUGUCUGACCGGAGGGGCGCGGCUGGACCGACAUAAGGGCGGAGUUAGGGGCGUGUCCUCCACCUCUCGUUCAAUCUGUGCCGUUCUCUGUCCGAACUGUCGUCACGGUGUCGAGCUGCCCUGCUUUGAAUGGUCAUCUGCUGUGACCUGUCUACCCUUUGACCCCACGGUGACCUGUGACCCUAAAGUGAAGGUGGAGACAUUCAUCGAUGGCAGUGUCGAUCUUUCUGAAGAGGAAAUGGAGCAAUCUGUUUCAGGUCUAGUGUUCACUCUCGAUGGCUCUGACCCGACCCUUGACCUCUCAAACUCCUCUCUCACGUUGACCUUUAUGGGUCACACACUUUCAGCCGGUGACCGCAGCGCUGGUGAGUCGUGUCCGCUCCCUCAGGUGUGUGGAGGGGUGUCUAUCUCCAGGGGACAGUACUACUGGGAGGUGGACGUCUGCAACAGCGCCCUCUACAGGAUAGGUGUGAUCUCAUCAUCUGAUGGUCGUGGCUGGUGGCUGGAGAGGCGUGGCUCCUCAUGUCAUGCUGUGUUUGAUGGACGCCGGGAGCUCCUCCCCUCUGUGCCUCCUCAGCUGAAGACAGUGGGCGUGUUUCUGAAUGUAGGCGGGGCUUCUUUAACUUUCCACAAUUGUGUCACUCAAGAGUUUUUGGCCGCCAUCCCCUCCCACUUCACCGUUCCCCUCCGUCCUGCUCUUCAGUUGGGCCAGGGAAAGCUGAAGCUCCGCCCCGGCCUGCCGCCACCCAAUCACGUCUUUCUCGGGCAUAACUCUGCCUAUCGGGGUCCAGGAGGGGCGGGAACGAGGCGCUGGAGGAGGGACGUGGCGUUUGGGGCGGUGAAGGCGGUGAUAGAGAAGUUUGAGGAGAUGUCAGGUGGCUCAGACUCAGAUUCUGGUCUCGUGUCUAGUUUCUGCUCCAGCUCAACUCUUGGCUCGCUGUCGGAGCCGGUGGAGAGUUCCGGUGGUGAAACGGCUCAGUAGAGUUUGAUGGAUGUUCACAAGAACAAAACAAGAGAGGGACGAAGACAAAUUCUUUGGAACCAGAAAGCACAUUUAAUGUGUUACCGAGCGCUUCAUUUAUGAACAGAGACUGUGACCGAGCCAAAGCACUCCACUUCUCAUUUCACACCAAGACCAAAGAGAACAAGGGUCACACACAUCUGAGGUGUUGACUGUUUCUUCUUCACGUCUGGAGCUUGAAUGCACCGAGUUGCUUUUGUUGUAAAAGCAUCUGCCAAAUGUAAAAAUGUCAAUCUUGCUCUUUAGAAAUGCUUUGCAACAUUGCAUAUUUAUCACUGACUGUCUGUAUGACUAAUAUUUAUUUAUGUCUUCUGAUUAAAUGUGAUUAAAAACAGCACUGAAUGAAA